Molecule: messenger RNA, 1437 nt
Organism: Habropoda laboriosa
Lineage: Eukaryota; Metazoa; Arthropoda; Insecta; Hymenoptera; Apidae
Gene: l(3)mbn
Product: protein lethal(3)malignant blood neoplasm 1
Exons: 8
Cellular component (GO): chitin-based extracellular matrix
Molecular function (GO): structural constituent of chitin-based larval cuticle
Source: RefSeq, a predicted model, not a curated record
AUGAAUCGCGUGGAAACGAUAUUUUGGUAUUUCUGCAUCGCCGUGGUAUUCGGAGGUUUCGUUGUCCGCGCUGAAGAACACUCGAACAGUACUUUAAGGUUUAACGUUACUCGAGGAAUCACGCUCUACGUCACGAACGAAGGAGCAAGUGUUACGCUGAGAAUGUCAUCUUUGCUUAAACGUGCGUAAAUGGAGGGAAGAAGCACGGGAAGACUGAAAUUCAAGAAGGGAAUCCUGAAGAGAAUCGGAAUGGCGAUGAUGAUGGCUCCUCUCCUGAUGCAGUUAAUGAGCUUACCUGGGACCCUGGCUAGCAUCAAAAUGAGCCUCCUCCGAAGUAUCCUGAUCGGGAAGAUUGCAUUGGCUGUGAUGUUCUAUAGUGCAGUGAGGAAUUCUCAGAAAUCGGAAGUGGUAGUGGUCCAUAAACCUGAAUAUCACCAGCACUAUUACAAUCCCUAUCAUCAACCGGAAGACGAGGACGAAGACGGCUGGUGGGGCAGGCGAAUGAAACGAAGCUGCAACAGCUCCACGAAGAUGUCUCUCGUGACAACGUGUUUCAGUGUUCUGUGCGUUCUCUGUGCCAUUUCCUCCUGGAAUUUCGCAAAGGCAGAUGACACGAGCGAGGAGAACAGACCCUACGAGUUCGCGUUCAAUAUCGUCGAUUUCCAGCACAGAUACGAGAAGAAAGAUGCCGAUGGAAUAAUCACGGGAGAGUACGGAUUCAUAACUGCGGAUGGAGUGUAUCACGAGACAGGAUACGCGACAGAUAAGGACGGCGAUUUUAUCAUCACCAGGAUGACGUAUAGGAGAAUCAAAAGCUUGAAGGACGCGCAAGCGAUAUUCAAAGACAGACCGGAAGCCGCGAAGAAGCUCGCGGAGGCUGUGGCGAGGGCUUGCAGCGCGUGCAAAAUCGCAGUGAAAACAGGCAGCACCACUCAGACCACACCAACUGUCGCGACAGCUACCACUCAAAGGACACCGAGUCCUGUGCUGCAAGCGAUGCUCAAAGUUUUGAUAGAAACUAAAAAUGACGAUGCAAAGGAUUCGUCGAACGAAAGAAGAGGGAAGAGUUUACCGAACGAAGUCGUGAAAAGUAUGGUGGAUUCGGCGAAGAGAUUCGUGAAGAAGGAACAAGCUACUACGUCAAAUUCUACGAAUACGGUGUUAAACGACCAAACGUUGGAGAAGAUGGCGAACGAUCUUUAUUACAGAUUUAAUUACACGAUAACUUCUCAUGGACAUCAAGAGGACGGGUACAGGAGUGGUUCAAAGGAUGGCAGCUAUCGAGCACAGAGUGAAAAUGGUGUCGACACCCGGGUAAAGUAUCUGUCGAACGAAUUCGGUCAUCAGCCUAACAUUUCGUUCGUCCCCAACUCCGAUGCAACGAGCAACGAGAACGAGAGACUCGAGGGAUACUCGUUCCUCUGGUACUGGUCGUGA